AUGCUUGCGCGCAGCGCCGUCCCCGGCCACCUCCUCCGCUCCGCCGCCGCCACCGCCAACCCCGCAGUCGCGACGGCGGCGCUACUGCAACAUCGCCGCCGACCCGGAUGCUUGCGCGCAGCGCCGUCCCCGGCCACCUCCUCCGCUCCGCCGCCGACUCGGAUGCUUGCGCGCAGCGCCGUCCCCGGCCACCUCCUCCGCUCCGCCGCCGCCAUCAGUGUACCUUUGAUUUGUUCCAGCAAAGCAUCAAGGACACUGGACAAGACAAUAGGAAACUUGGAGACUAAGCUUCCGGCUGCAAGGACACUGCAGGAGUCAUUCCUCAACGGCUCUCCGGUUUCACAGGAGUAUAAGGCCUUCGAGUCGUCUGGAAGGCACAAGUACCUCAUGAUCAUCAGCAUCAACACGGCUUUCAGCAUCUGUAAGAGGAGGGAUUCCAUCCGCAAUACCUGGAUGCCACAAGGAGAGAAGAGGAAAAAACUGGAGGAAGAGAAGGGCGUCAUAAUUCGUUUUGUCAUUUGUCACAGUGCUAUUUCAGGUGGAAUUGUGGAUAGAGCAAUCGCGACAGAGGAUAGAAAACAUGGAGACUUCAUGAGACUUGCUCUGAACAUGGUCUGAUGUUGGGCCAAAGAUCCAAGGUCUGAAGCGUUCAAGCGGCAUCUUGCCAGGGUACCUGACUUCCUGUGGAUCUCAGAAGAUGGCAUGAAGGUGCAGGUAUGGUGAUAUUUUGGUUUUCAUGCACUUCUAGGUACUUUGUUGUGUUGCGCUGUUUUUGUUUAUGUUAUGUAGUGAGAAGAGAAUAUGUUUUCAUUACUUUUUGCCCUGAUUGGAUGAUUCAUGGAUGCGCUACUGCUAUCAAAUUAAAAUCAUGCU
Molecule: messenger RNA, 873 nt
Organism: Hordeum vulgare subsp. vulgare (domesticated barley)
Lineage: Eukaryota; Viridiplantae; Streptophyta; Magnoliopsida; Poales; Poaceae
Product: probable beta-1,3-galactosyltransferase 3
Exons: 5
Coding region: 1-618 (205 amino acids)
Cellular component (GO): Golgi membrane
Molecular function (GO): hexosyltransferase activity
Source: RefSeq, a predicted model, not a curated record